AUGCAGGACUGCCAGCUUGACCCUGUGACCAUGGAUGGCUGUGGGUGCAAUGCAGUGUGCAUGGCCCUGGCACUGAAAUUUGUGGGGAAUGGCAUCUCAUAUAUAUAUGAGAGACAUUGUGUUGCUAUGGUGUCAUUGGCAGCUCCACCAAGUAACAUGCUUUCACAUCAUAAGCAUGUGUAUGUCCCAGUUCUGUGGGGCUUCCUAGUGUUCUCUCAGCAGUCUUGCACAUUCAUGAGCGUCGUUUGGAAUGCGUCCGUUGCACGUGGAACUCCGCAGGGCAGCCUUUUAGCAACGCGUAUGCAACAUCCCAGGCCGCUGCUUGAGGUCGUGCUUUUCGUGUUGCCUGCGGCCUGCCUCCCGCCGUUUUGCGCCCCUUUCCUCGGGACCCUCCUUGGGCUCCCAGUGCUCCUUCCUCGCUGGCGUCUGCACGACUUACUCGGCUCCCCUCGGCGUUUACCCACAACUGCUGCCUCUGCAAACAGCGGGCUCUCGGGCAAAGCCUCUUGCGGUCGAGCAAACGAAUCUCUUAGCAACUCGUGCUUCUCUCGGGAUCCCUACGCCGAGGAUCGUCAAUCAAAGCGGACGACGAGCACGCGGGGCAGCUCUAUUGCGGCGCUGGAAGGGGCGGGAGUGGGACUUCUUUUCAGAGUGGCGGAUGGAGAUGGAAUGGAGAACGCCCACGCCUAA
Podarcis lilfordi (Lilford's wall lizard) is the source of this 690-nucleotide messenger RNA. Lineage: Eukaryota; Metazoa; Chordata; Lepidosauria; Squamata; Lacertidae. The record is from the annotation of a GenBank genome assembly.